CGUGCAUACCUGUCGCAAUUCUUCUUUUACAUACUCUUCCUACGCUCCUUCAUUCACACAUAACUUUUCCCAUCUAGUUCUAAUAUUCCAGCUGGUCUCUCUUCUUCAGUUUUCCUUUGGAGAGUCAUCCUUGCUUCCCAGCCCGCGAUGUCCCUGAAUCGCUCUGCGACGCGCAUCUCGCCCCUUCUACUCCGUCAUGCCGCAACAAGACAUUUACCCAGGAACUCCCGAAGGUUCCCACGGGAGAUCUCAGCGAUUGCGAUUCUCAUACCUACUCGUGGCCUAGCCACACAAACGCAAAAUCAGACGCCUGGGAACUCAUCCUACCCUCCGCCUGGAUUCAACGCAGACGAAGCCAAGAAAUCACUCUCUAAGGACGGAUCUUCAGCAUCGAGGGAGUCUUCGAAAUCAGAUUUGAUCGAACAGGUAACAAUACCAAAAGACCAGCCGACGUCGCACCCCAAGACAGCGGCUACAGAAGAUCAGUCUUUGAAGGAGCUUGCAGCCGCAAAGGCCGCCGAGGAUUCGAAAGUCGUUGAACAGAAGAAGGAGGAUAAGAAACUCACGCUUUGGCAAAAGGUCAAAAAAGAGGCAAAUCACUACUGGGAUGGGACGAAGCUACUGGCGACCGAGGUCCGCAUUAGCUCCAAAUUGGCAUUGAAGAUGGCGGCUGGAUAUGAAUUGACCAGACGGGAAAACAGACAGCUGCAACGAACGGUUCAGGAUCUGGGCCGGCUAGUGCCUUUCUCAGUUUUCGUCAUUGUCCCAUUUGCAGAACUUCUACUUCCAGUAGCACUUAAGCUUUUCCCCAAUAUGCUACCUAGCACGUACGAGGGACAGAAAUCAAAAGAUGCCAAAGCAAGCACACUCAGGACGACGAGGAAAGAAGUCAGCAAUUUCCUGAGACAGACACUGAAAGAGACUGGACUACCCGUAAGCGCUGCUAAUGCCCAGACCGAAGAGUUUGCGGAUUUCUUCCGGAAGGUCCGUACGACUGGAGAAGCUCCGACUGCAGCAGACGUAAUCAAAGUUUGCAAAGUUUUCAAGGAUGAUCUUACGUUGGACAAUCUUUCACGACCUCAAUUAGUCGGCAUCUGUCGGUACAUGAACAUGAACACUUUCGGAACCGACAACUUUCUUCGCUACCAGGUCCGCCAUCGUAUGCGCCAGAUCAAGCGUGACGACAAAGCAAUCGCCUUCGAGGGUGUUGAAACAUUGUCGGUACCAGAGCUCCAGACUGCUUGUCAAUCUCGAGGACUACGCACGCAAAGCAUGAGUCCAGGCCGUCUCCGGGAUGAUCUUCAGAUGUGGCUUGACCUGCGUCUCAAAUACGGUGUCCCAUCUACUCUUCUUGUAUUGAGCAAUGCCUUCAUGUAUGCGACUGGCAAGGAAUCCGAGAUCAAUAAUCAGAUUGACGCCCUGCAAGCUGUGUUGUCGUCUAUCCCUGAAGAGCUGUUCCAUGAGAUCGAGUUGGAGGUCCACACAGCAGAGGGUGCUGCGACCAACAAACAGCGCCUUGAGGUGUUGAAAGAGCAGCAAGAGCUCAUCGACGAGGAGAACGAGCAAAGCCAGAAAGGUGAUCCUUCAGGCCGCCCGCAACCGAAGGAUGACCAAGAUAUUGAUGAAGAAGAGAAACUUCAAGCAAAGCAGGAAGCAGAGCACAAGGCUGCUACCAAGGACCAGGAACAAAGUGAUGAGGACAGGAAGGCUGCAAUUGAUGUCGCUGCAGAGGAUCGUCCUGAUGAUCCUGAGCAGAAGCGAAAAGAGCUCCUGGAUGAAGAAGCGGAGAUCAAGGAUGAGAACAAGCGCGGAAAGAACUAGUCCAAAGCGUUCGCACGUACUUCCUUUUCACACGUAAAUCCACGGAAUGACCUGGAUUCCGCAUCCUUUGACCCCCGAACAGCUUCGACUCGGGCCGCUGAAGGAAAAUUGCCAGGCAGUGUAACUGUAAAGCGCUAGGAAAUCCGCAGAUAAAAAAAUAGACGUGUAUAAACACCUUCAUGACUCGAAUUCUGGAACAUGAAUAUAC
Molecule: messenger RNA, 2029 nt
Organism: Pseudovirgaria hyperparasitica
Lineage: Eukaryota; Fungi; Ascomycota; Dothideomycetes; Acrospermales; Acrospermaceae
Product: LETM1-domain-containing protein
Exons: 1
Coding region: 148-1821 (557 amino acids)
Biological process (GO): intracellular monoatomic cation homeostasis
Cellular component (GO): mitochondrial inner membrane
Molecular function (GO): ribosome binding
Source: RefSeq, a predicted model, not a curated record